Messenger RNA from Triplophysa rosa, 6449 nucleotides. RefSeq names its product collagen alpha-1(XIV) chain (gene col14a1b). The coding region runs from base 135 to 5663 and encodes 1842 amino acids. Gene Ontology annotation, molecular function: protein binding. NCBI's taxonomy places the organism in Eukaryota, Metazoa, Chordata, Actinopteri, Cypriniformes, Nemacheilidae. The record is from RefSeq and is a predicted model, not a curated record. Gene Ontology annotation, cellular component: interstitial matrix. The transcript has 48 exons.
UGAGGGCGGGAACAUUGUCCCGCGCUCUGCACGCGCUGGUGGCUCGCGCUCGCUCCUCUCAUUCAGUCACACUUGUCUGCGGCCGAUCUCCGCUUAACUUAUUCACCCUUAAGCUCGACAACAGCUGUGUAAGGAUGCGGGGUCGAGCGCUGUUGAUUGUGAUCUUGACAUCGGUCCUUUGCACACAUGCUCAAGUGUCGAGCCCCAGGAGGCUGCGAUUGAAAGAGUUGAGUCCCAGCAUGCUCAGCGUAACCUGGAAAGAACCAAAGGGACAGUUUGACGUCUACAAGCUGGUGUACAGCACUGACCCGGGAGGAUUUGAGCGUGAGCUGUCAGUGAGUAAAAAAGAAUCUAAAGCCGUCAUCCAAGGGUUUGACCCCAGUAAAGAGAUCACAGUGAGGAUCACAGCUGUCAGAGGAACAGAGCAGAGUAAACCACUGAUGGCCACAUACACCGGUUCAGGGUCAGAGGUGAGUGAGGUCAGUGUGCGGCAGGACCCCAGUGAUUCUGAAGAUGACAAUCAGAUCACUGAAGUGGAUAUCUUCAUGUGUAAGACUCCAGCCGUUGCUGAUAUUGUCAUUCUGGUGGAUGGAUCGUGGAGUAUCGGGCGGAUUAAUUUCCGUUUGGUGCGGAUGUUUCUGGAAAGUCUUGUGAAGGCCUUCUCUGUUGGAUCAGAACACACUCGCAUCGGCUUGGCUCAGUACAGUGGAGAUCCCAGGAUUGAGUGGCAUUUAAACACUCACAGGACUAAAGAAUCUGUGAUCGACGCUGUCAAGAAUCUACCUUACAAAGGAGGAAACACACUCACAGGUCUUGCUUUGAUGUAUAUUUUGGAGAACAGCUUUAAGCCUGAAUCUGGAUCCAGAACUGAUGUUCCUAAGAUUGGGAUUCUGAUCACUGAUGGCAAGUCACAGGAUGAUGUUCAGUUUCCAGCUCAGAGUCUCAGAGAAGCAGGAAUUGAGCUGUUUGCUAUCGGUGUGAAGAACGCUGAUGAGAACGAACUGAGAGCCAUCGCUUCUCCACCAGAAGACACUCACGUUUAUAAUGUGGCUGACUUCAGUGUCAUGAGCUCCAUCGUGGAGGGACUCACCAGAGCCGUCUGUGAGCGGGUCAGUGAGCUCAGCAAAGAGAUCAGCGGUGAGACGGUACCGCAUUCCUCGAGGUCUCUUGAUGUACCCAGUAAUCUUGUGACGUCUGAGGUCACAGCCAGGAGUUUCCGUGUGUCGUGGACUCAUGCUGCAGGGCAGGUGGAGAAGUACAGAGUGGUUUACUACGCUACUAAAGGAUCUAAACCGGAGGAGGUGGUGGUAAACGGAGACGAGAACUCUGUGGUGUUGAGCUAUCUGAACUCUCUGACAGAGUAUGAGAUCGCUGUGUUUGCCGUCUACAGCAACCGGGCCAGUGAAGCUCUGAGGGGCAGUGAGACCACCUUGGUGUUGCCGACGGUGAAUAACCUGGAGCUGUAUGACCUCACUCACAGCACGAUGCGUGUGCGCUGGCGAGAGGCUGAAGGGGCUUCUGGGUACAUGAUCCUGUACGCCCCUCUGACACGAGGAGACGCCGCCGAUGAGAAGGAGGUGAAGGUGGAUGACUCUGUGACUCAGGUUGAACUGGAAGGUUUGACUCCUGAUACUGAAUACACAGUGACUGUAUAUGCCAUGUAUGGAGAAGAGGCCAGUGACCCCAUGACAGGACAGCAGACCACACUUCCUCUGACUCCGGCUCGUAACCUGCGCAUCUCUGAUGUCAGUCACAGCUCAGCUAAACUUUCCUGGGACUCAGCGUCUCGUAAGGUCAAAGGUUACCGUAUUGUUUAUGUGAAGACUGAUGCUGUUGAGACCAAUCAGGUUGAGAUAGGUCCGGUUACCACACUGCUCCUCCGCAACCUGACCUCUCUGACGGAGUACACCGUCGCCAUCUUCCCUGUGUAUGACGAGGGACAAGCUGACCCUCUGACAGACAGCUUUACCACCAAUGUGGUUCCUCAGCCGGUGAAUCUGAGGAGCAGUGACGUGUCCUCUGAUCGUUUUAAAGUGAUGUGGCAGCACGCCGCAUCUGAUGUCUCUUUCUACAGACUCAUCUGGAGACCUGCAGCUGGAGGAGAAACAAAAGAGUUUCUCAUGAAUGGGAACUCAAACUGGUACGUGAUCACGGGUCUGAGGCCUUUGACUGAAUAUGAAGUUUCUCUGUCUGGGGUGUACCGAGAUGAAUCUGAGAGUGAUCCAGUGGAGAUCAGUGAAUCUACAGUGGCCAGAACAACAACAGCUGCUACAACCACCACAAGCACAGCAACAGCCGUUGUGCGACAGGUGGUCAGGAAUAUCAGGCUGAGUGAUGCGACGACCUUCAGCAUGCGCGUGUCAUGGGAUUCUGCAGGGCCAAACGUGCGUCAGUACAGAGUGUCUUACAUCAGCACAAGAGGUGACCGCGCUGAACAGCUGUCGAUGGUUCCUGCGGGUCAGAUGUCAGUCGUGCUUCAGCCUCUUCUGUCAGACAUAGAGUAUCGUGUCAGCGUGUCAGCGGUGUACAGUGAUGGCGAGGGUCCUGUACUCACACGCGUCGCACGCACACUGCCUCUGUCUGCACCCAGCAACCUCCGGGUGUCAGAGGAAUGGUACAAUCGCUUCCGGAUCACCUGGGACACACCUCCUUCUCCCACCAUGGGGUACAGGAUUGUGUACCAGCCCACCUCAGUGCUGGGUCGUGCGCUGGAGACGUUUGUCGGUGAUGAUGUGAACACGAUGUUGAUCUUGAAUCUGUUGAGUGGGACGGAGUACAGCGUUAAAGUCAUCGCCACAUAUACCACAGGAUCCAGCGAUGCGCUGACCGGGCGCGCCAAAACACUUUAUCUGGGAGUGAAUAAUCUCAACACAUACCAGGUGCGGGUGACAAGCAUGUGUGCCCAGUGGCAGCCCCAUCGUCAUGCCAACCAGUACCGUGUCAUCAUUGAGUCACAGCUGAAUGGUGAGAAACAGGAAGUGAGGUUGGGUGGCUCCGCCUCCAGGUACUGCUUUAAUGACCUCACACCGAACACAUUGUACAAGAUCAGCAUUCACGCUCAGCUGCAGGACGCGGAAGGGCCUGCGGUCACCACCACACAGAGAACAUUUCCUGUGCCCACAGUCCCCCCCACCAGAGCCGCCACCUCCCCCCCGGCCACUUUACCUGCUACUAAAGAAGUGUGUCGAGCAGCUAAAGCUGACCUGGUGUUUCUGGUGGACGGUUCGUGGAGUGUUGGAGAUGAAAACUUCCAGAAGAUCAUCCGUUUUCUGUACAGCACAACAGGAGCUCUGGACAGGAUCGGACCUGAUGGAACACAGGUGGCUCUCGCUCAGUUCAGCGACGAUCCUCGUACAGAGUUUAAACUGAACUCCUAUGACAAAAAAGAAACUCUUCUGGACGCUAUUCAGAGAAUCACUUAUAAAGGAGGAAACACAAAGACAGGCAGAGCCAUGAAGCACGUCAAAGAUGCUGUGUUCACUGCGGUGGGCGGGGCUAGAAGGGGCGUGCCCAAAGUCCUGGUGGUGCUGACGGAUGGGCGUUCCCAAGACGAUGUCCUUCUCGUGUCCCAGGAGCUCCAGGUGGAAGGUUAUAUCGUGUUUGCCAUCGGUUUUUCUGAUGCCGAUUACGGCGAGCUGGUGAGUAUUGCCAGCAAACCCAGUGAGAGACACGUGUUCUUCGUGGACGAUCUCGACGCCUUCAGAAAGAUCGAAGAGAAGCUCGUCACCUUUGUGUGUGAGGCCGCAUCAGCAACCUGUCCAUCUGUACCUAUGAGUGGCAGCACAUUACCAGGCUUCAGGAUGAUGGAGAUGUUUGGUUUGGUGGUUCACACGUACAGCAGUGUGAACGGUGUCUCCAUGCAGCCCGGCACCUUUAACAGUUACAGCAGCUACAGACUGAGUAGUGAUAAUCUCAUCACACAACCCACCAGGUUAAUCCAUCCGGAGGGUCUGCCAUCAGACUACACCAUCACAAUGCUUUUCCGGCUGCUUCCAGAAACCCCCAAGGAGCCAUUUGCAUUGUGGGCAAUCCUGAACAGCAACAACGAGCCAUUAGUGGGUGUGAUUCUGGACAAUGAAGGGAAGACUUUGACCUUCUUCAACACAGACUAUAACGGUGAUUUCCAGGCGGUGACGUUUGAGGGGGCAGAAAUUCAGAAACUCUUUUACGGCAGUUUUCAUAAGCUCCACAUCGCAGUGAGUAAGACCUCGGCUCUGGUGAUGGUUGACUGUAAGUCAGUGGGUGAGAAAUCUAUUAAUGCUGCCAGUAACAUCAGCACUGAUGGUUUGGAGGUGCUGGGCAGGACGGUUCGAUCCAGAGGAUCCAAAGUCAACUCUGCACCGUUUCAGCUGCAAUCGUUUGAUAUUGUUUGUAGCACAUCAUGGGCCAGACGGGACAAAUGCUGUGAGCUGCCCAACCUGAGAAAGGAAUCAGAUUGUCCCGCACUGCCCCGUGCCUGCACCUGCACACAGGACAGCAAGGGACCCCCUGGCCCCACGGGACCCCCUGGAGGUCCUGGUAUCAGAGGAGCUCGAGGAGAUCGAGGAGAACCUGGACCAGGGGGUCCUGUUGGUCUAGUAGGUGAUGCUGGAGUUCCAGGUGCUCAGGGUCCCCCCGGACCCCCAGGGCCCAGCGGACGCUCCAUCAGAGGCCCUCAGGGGGCCGCCGGUGAGACGGGGCAGAAAGGUGAGGCAGGCUCUCCAGGGCCUCAGGGUGUUCCAGGCACUCCAGGGCCAGCAGGACGUGACGGGCCCCCAGGACACCGGGGCCUGACGGGUAAAGAUGGGCCUCAGGGAAGAGAGGGACCCCGGGGAACCAUAGGAGGUCCGGGGGCUCCAGGAGCCCCAGGAGAAAACGGCCCCCCAGGACCUACAGGACACCAGGGUCCUCCGGGUAUCCUAGGAGCUAAAGGAGAGAAGGGUGAGAGGGGUGAUGUGCAGUCAACAGCGUCCGUUCAGGCCAUCGCCAGACAAGUGUGUGAGCAACUCAUUCAGAGUCACAUGGCACGUUACAACUCCAUUCUCAAUCACGUUCCCAGUCAGCCGGUCUCUAUCCGCACCGUGCCCGGCCCUCCAGGAGAGUCCGGACGACCAGGAGCCCCAGGACCUCAGGGAGAGCAGGGCCCGUCUGGGCGACCUGGAUUUCCUGGCAGUAAUGGAGAGAACGGCCAGCCCGGAGCCAGAGGUCCUCCGGGUGAGAAAGGAGAGAAAGGGAGUCCAGGUGUGGGUGUGCAGGGACUCCGAGGAGCUGCUGGGCCUCCAGGACCGCCCGGUGAAGGGAGAACAGGAAGUACUGGAGCUUCUGGUCGUCCCGGUAACCCCGGUACUCCCGGCAGACCUGGAAUUCCAGGACCCGUGGGUCCGCCCGGACCGCCCGGAUAUUGUGACCAGAACUCUUGCUUAGGAUACAAUGUUGGAGAACAGCUGCCGGCCAGCUCGUACCAGCCGUUUGGACCGGAGGGUGAAGCCGAGGAGGACGACCCGUAUGGCAGCUACGCCUCUUACUAUCAGCCCAACUACCCCGAGCCCCGGCCCGUACAGCCCGACGAUCCUGUCAUCGCGCGUGAGGAGGAAGAGCUGCGCUCGCCCGGGAUACAGCGGCACGCACGCAGCCUCGCAGGGCGCCACAGACGCCGGCCCGACACGCGUUCUGACCUGUCGUAACCACGGCAACAGAGAAAGCGUCAUGUCAAGCGUGAUGUUUACAAGACUAAGUGAAGACUUUACCAUCUUUAUUUCAUUCUCUGUUUCUCUGGCUGAUUUAGUUGCAGAUGUAAAGCUAAGCUUCAUCUUGAAAAUGUGCAACUGAACCACAGAUCUUUUGAGUCGCUCUGACGUCACAUCACUCUGAAGCUUCCAGAAUUACAGCUAAGAAUGUUUGUUUUCAUCCUCUGAAAUUGGUUAAUGUUGUUGCUUAAGAGUUAUGUCGGUAUACAUAAACAUUCGUUACAUGAUUUAGCCAACAUAUGCUCACAAUGCUUCGGUCAUUUUUACAUUUUUUAUGUUUUAUUUCUUGCAUUAAACCUUGAAUCUGUUUGGCCACGAUGUUUGUUAGCUAUAAACGCAGUUCCUAAGAAAACAAAGAUCGUUCAAAAUGCAUGUAAAUAUUAAGAUGUAUUUUUGAUCUGUAGUGAGUUUGAUUCAAUAUGACUGAAUGUGUCUGUAUAAUUAGAGAUGAUUUUAAAUCAAAGUGCCUCUUCAUAAGGCAUCAUCUGACGCCUUUUUAUAAUACACAGAAUAUUUAUUUAGCUUCAUAAAGUGUUUAUUUUUAUUAUUGAGCAUGAUUUAAAUCUCACAGUGGGCAAAUAUUGUCACGGCAUCAAGUAUUUCUGUAUUUUUAUAAUGUAAUGACUUGAUAUGUUUUAAUGAAUUAUUACGCUGUAUUUGGUUUCCUUCUUGUUGCCAAACUUUGUAAUACUUCAGGAAUAAAUUCAUUUUAAUUCAAAGUGA